AUGGAAGUUGAUAGUCCUAUGCCUGAAAAUGUGGAUGUAGCGGCUGCUUUAAGCAAGUAUGAGGCUCGAAGAAAGAAAAUAGCUGAGGAAGAAGCUAGGAAACGACGCGAGGGGCUGCUUUCUGACGAAGAUCUGGUUGAUGAUGAUGAUGAUGGUGGGUUUGUUCCACAUCGCCUGCGGAAGAAAGAGAAAAUGCACCGACAGGCCUUGCUUAAACAAGUACUCCAAGUUCCAGUUGACUUAUCCGCCACAAAUGCCGAUAACAGUCAAAAGGCUUUAUUAGAAAGAAAAAGGAAGAAAAAGGAGGAAGAAAAGGAAGCGGAGGAGGCGAAGAAAUCUUUGUUGGAAAAACAUAAUGAAUUAGUUGAAGCAGAAAUCGCGGAAGGCAAAGGACCUGAAGAAAAAAAACGUGAAGAGGAAGAGAAAUUAUUGGAAAGCGUUGCUCCUGGGACUGCACUUAUGGCAGUAGCGGAAAUAGCGCGUGGUAUCAAAUAUGAAGAGUCAAUGAAGACGAGCUGGAGGCCUCCGCGUCACGUAUUGGCAAUGAGCGAUAAUGACCAUGCUCAGACUAGACGAAAGAAGGGGAUACUUGUUGACGGAGAAGACGUGCCACCACCUAUUGCUAGCUUUGUGGAAAUGAAAUUCCCCAAGUGCAUUAUUAAGUCAAUGCGAGAUAAGAACAUUAUUUGUCCUACUCUAAUUCAAAUGCAAGGAAUACCGGUUGCCUUGUCUGGCCGCGAUAUGAUUGGCAUUGCGUCGACGGGUUCGGGGAAAACAUUAACAUUUGUACUCCCCUUAAUCAUGUUUUGUUUGGAACAAGAACUGAAGUUGCCAUUUCGCCAUGGAGAAGGCCCAUACGGCCUGAUUAUUGUUCCAUCCCGUGAACUGGCAAAACAGAUACAUGACGUUAUCGAACGGAUAUUCAAUGACAUAGCAGAUAACUCUCGUUUGCCUCGUCUUCAGGUAGGGUUGUGUAUUGGGGGCCUGCCUAUUGGCGAGCAAGCGCGGAAAUUCGAAAGGGGAGUUCAUGUUUGCGUUGCUACUCCUGGUCGUUUGUCUGACCUUUUAAGCAAAAAAAUUUUCAAUUUGCAAAUCUGCCGAUAUUUGGUGUUGGAUGAAGCUGAUCGCAUGCUCGAUAUGGGAUUCGAAGAGGAACUGCGUACUAUAUUUUCAUUCUUUAAGGACCAGCGACAAACAUUACUUUUUUCUGCUACAAUGCCUCGUAAGAUACAAAAGUUUGCUAGAUCAGCACUGGUACGUGCAAUAAUUGUAAACGUUGGCCGCGCUGGUGCGGCGUCUUUGAAUGUAAUCCAAGAAAUUGAAUAUGUUAGAGCUGAUGAAAAACUUACCAGGAUACUAGAAUGCCUUCAGAAAACUCCUCCAAGAGUUCUCAUAUUUGCUGAGAAGAAGAACGAUGUUGACAACAUAUACGAAUACCUUUUAAUUAAAGGAGUAGACGCUGCAUCCCUACAUGGAGGGAAAGAUCAAAAAGAUCGUCACACAGGUGUUGACGCAUUCAGGCGUGGCGAGAAAGACGUUCUUGUUGCCACUGAUGUGGCAUCGAAAGGACUGGAUUUUGAAAAUAUCCAACACGUUAUUAAUUUUGACAUGCCAGAAGAUAUUGAGAAUUAUGUGCACAGGAUUGGGCGUACUGGGCGUUCUGGAAAGAAGGGUAUGUCUACAACCUUUGUCAACAGAAGAUCAGAUAUAUCAGUUUUGCAAGAUCUGCGAGCACUUUUAAUUGAGGCUGGUCAAGAGCUUCCGGUUUUCUUGAAAGAGCUUGGUGGCCCACAACCUGCUCCUCAGAAUGAUAUUGUUAGCAAUGAAGAUAGAGGAUGUUCUUACUGUUCUGGUCUUGGCCACAGGAUUACUAACUGUCCAAAGUUAGAAAGCAUUCAAGCAAAGACAGCUGCUUAUGUGGGCCGUAAUGAAUUUGCUGGCGACGAAAUGUAA
Enterobius vermicularis (human pinworm) is the source of this 1953-nucleotide messenger RNA. NCBI's taxonomy places the organism in Eukaryota, Metazoa, Nematoda, Chromadorea, Rhabditida, Oxyuridae. The record is from the annotation of a GenBank genome assembly.